This is a messenger RNA of Triplophysa rosa, 1868 nucleotides long. RefSeq names its product hemojuvelin BMP co-receptor (gene hjv). Bases 360 to 1571 code for a protein of 403 amino acids. The record is from RefSeq and is a predicted model, not a curated record. Gene Ontology annotation, molecular function: coreceptor activity. Gene Ontology annotation, cellular component: plasma membrane. Gene Ontology annotation, biological process: BMP signaling pathway. Lineage: Eukaryota; Metazoa; Chordata; Actinopteri; Cypriniformes; Nemacheilidae. The transcript has 5 exons.
AACAGUGAGGCUGGAGCAUGCUCUUCGUCAGCUGGUGCGCGCGUGGCAGGUGCGCGCUGCGGGUGAUCACUCGUGCGAGACUGUGACGUGACGUGGGGGUCACGCCGCACAAGAUUCCGUCACAUUCGAGUGUCGGUGUCCCAUUGACGGAACAUUGAUGACAGGAAAAGAUCUCAGCGUUGUGUUCUGUCUACAAGAGAGCGUCUUCUAGUUCUAUGUUCAACAUGUUCACGACAUCAUCAGUUCUUUGAUGGGUCUCAAGACCUGAAGAGACUCGAUGAACUCAAGGGGUCAGUGGCAAGAGCUGUAGUGCUUGUGCUGACACCUGCAAGCAGGCCGUCCCGCCUGUGUCUGUAUGGAUGGGAAUGGCAGCACCAGCUGCCUGUGGGAAUCACUCACACAUAUCAAGGAAACACAUUUAUCUCAUUAUUACAUCAGUCCUGCUGUUUAGUGCCUCUUCUGAAUGUGCACAGUGUCGUAUCCUACAAUGCAAUUCCGAAUUUGUGGCUGCGACUUUGGAGAUGGGGGUCAUAGGAGGAGGGGGACGGGAAGGGGGUAACGCCGGCUACUGCAGCGCCCUGCGAUCCUACGCUCUCUGUACCCAGCGGACCGCCCAAAGGUGCCGCGGAGACCUGGCCUACCAUUCUGCAGUGCAGGGCAUCGAGGAUCUGCUCAUUCAACACCGCUGCCCCAAAACAGGCCCCACGGUUCAGCCACGACCCCUGCCCCAGGCCCCUCUCUCAGGGGACGGAUGUUUCUAUGAGAAAGCCUUUGUGAAGAGGGAAGGCCGGACCCCAGAAUACCUGCACUGUGGGGUGUUUGGGGACCCUCAUAUCCGCACCUUUAAUGAUGAGUUCCAGACAUGUGCAGUGCAGGGAGCCUGGCCACUCAUUGAUAAUCAGUACCUGUAUAUACAGGCCACCAGCUCGCCCACUAGAGGGAGCGCUUACACCACUGUACUUACAAAGAUCACCGUUAUCUUCAAGAACUGGCGUGAGUGCGCAGAGCUGCAGAUAUACCAAGCAGAGGUAGAUAACGUCCCCCCAGCAUUUGUGGAUGGCUCCAUGACCGGCAGCGAUCGCAGAGGCCAUCAGAGCCUGCGGGUCACCUCACGUGACCCUGGCCGACACGCUGAGAUCAGCGCUACACACAUCGGAACGAUGCUCGUGGUGCGUCAGAUAGACCGGUCACUGAGCCUGUCUGUCCGCUCCCCUCGGGCGAUCGUAGAGUCUUAUACACCCGAGCAAGACUUGCAGCUGUGUGUAUGGGGGUGUCCUGUCUCACAGCGUCUAGGAACCCCACCUCCAUCCACGAUUGCGUACUCUCACUGUUUGUCUGUGCUUCCUGUGCGGGAUGUGUAUUUUCAGGCCUGCCUGUUUGACCUGCAGGUCACGGGGAGCACUAACUCUAGUGCAUCAGCUGUGGCUGCGUUAGAGGACGCUCGAGCGGUGAUCUCUGACCCCAAGAGGAUUCACCUGCUGAUGGGCAGGGCGGGUAACACACCUGCGUCUCUGCCGAUGGUUGUGGUGAUAAGUGUCCUUGCAGAAAUCCUCAGACGUGCUUUGUCAUGAUGGCAUGACAGAAGUGCAGCAGGUUUACUGAAAUCCUGAACCAGGGAUUGUGUGAUGUUUAAUGCAUAUUUAUACAAUUGUUCAACGUUUACAUGAUUUCAGAGUUUUGUUUGGGUGUUUGUAUGUCGUGAACGCAGAAGGCAGUCUGGAACCGCCUUGCAACGACUGUUUAUUUGUUGUUUUGUUGCAUAAAGUGUGUGAUGUAUGAUUGUAAUACAUUUGUGAAUAUCUCCAUCAGGAGAAACAUAAAUAACAUUUGAAAAAAUACUGCAAUGCGUAUGCUAUUGAAAGUUGUGU